CUCGACAUCACCACCAUCACCACCACUACCAUCACCACCACCAUCAUCACCACCAUCACCUACCACCACUACCAUCACCACCCCUAAUCACCACCCCAUCACCACCAUCACCACCAUCAACAUAAUCAACAUCAUCACCACCACUGCCAUCACCACCAUCAUCACCACCAUCAACAUUAUCAACUACAUCACCACCAUCAACAUCACCACCAUCAACAUCACCAAUAUUACCACCAUCAACACCAUCACCACUACCAACACCACCAUCAACACAUUAACUACUAUCAACAUCAACACCAUCAACAUCAACUCCAUCACCACCAUCAAGAUCAUCAAGAGCAUUAACAAGAUAAUUAACAUCACUAACAUUAACAUUACCAUCAAUAAUACUACCACUAUCAUUAGCACCACCACCACCAUCAUCAAUAUCAUCAACAACAACAUCACCAUCAUCACUAUCAUCAUCAGUAUCAUCGUUCACAUUAACGCCAGCAACAUCAACAACAUUACCAUCAACAUCACAAAUAUUGACGCCAUCAUCACCAUCGUCAACAUCACCAACAUCGCUUGUUACGAAAACGACCAUCUCCUCCACCACUCCCAUCUCCACCAUCACGACCAACGUUGUGGAUUACGUGACGUGGAGCUUACGACACAAGCAGACAUGAGGCGGUGUGCGUCCCUGUGAUUGACUUGGGACUCUGUGGGGCUAAGGGUGGGGGUCACGGCCCCCACCCUCUCCUCAUCCCCUUCGGCCCUCCCCCACUCAUGGGACCCUACGGGGCGUUCGUGGUGUCCGCUGGGUUUCCCUCAGCACAACACGCAAGGCUGAAGCGACGACCCCUGCCCUUCGACUACGAGAUCGGAGAAACCGGCUCCCCACAGAAGCUUGUGCGCCGGAUCUUCACGAACAGCCGCGAGCGCUGGCGCCAGCAGAACGUGAAUGGGGCCUUCUCCGAGCUCCGUCGCCUGCUGCCCACACACCCCCCCGACCGCAAGCUCAGCAAGAAUGAGAUCCUGCGACUGGCCAUGCGCUACAUUGACUUCCUCGUCGCCUUGUUGCGUGACCAGUCCACCACCGGCUCGACCUCAUCCGCCACCACCUCAUCCACCUCCUCAUCCACCUCCUCAUCCAUCUCCUCAACAACCUCCUCCUCCUCUUCAUCGUCCACCAUCAAUGCGGUAGCGGCAGCGGCCGCGCUCGUGGCAUCGUCCACCACCUCGUGGAGGGGUGACGUCGCAGGAGGAGGAGGCGGAGGAGGUGGAGGAGGUCGCGCUGGGGAUAUGACCGUGGGCACUGGGUCACCAUGACCUUCGAGGUGGUGGAGGAGGAGUUGGUAGAGUUGGCGGUGGAGGAGGUGGUGGAGAAGGUGGUAGAAUUUGUGAUGGAAGAGGUGGAGGAGGUGGUGCCUGGGCAUUUUGUGUCAUCAAACACUCCACCCCUCAACUCCCAAUUGGUGAUGGAGCAGUUGUGGAGAGAAUGGAGAGGUUUCCAUACCUGGGCAAUGUGUUUAUGACCAGCUCCCGUGCAACAGAAGAGGUCUCACUCCGAAUCUGUUAGGCGGAAUUACCUUUUCAUCGGCUGUGUAACACUGUGUGGAAGCUUCCUAGUCUGUUGUUCCACAUGAAGUGUUGGGUCUUCUCGUUCACGGUCAUGCCCUCCCUUAUCCAUGCUUCUGUAAUGUGGACCUCUAUAAUGGAACAUCUGCACUGGUUAGAAACAUUAAGGCUGGUCUGCCUAUGAUCCAUCCUGGGGUUAACCAGACUGGAUUGUGGGAGGAGUUCACAAAUCUUUGACAGGUCUGGACUAAGUCCCAUCAGUGAGCUCCUCUGGCAGGCUGCGUUGGCUGGGUCAUGUAGUCCACAUGCCCAGCCACUGCUUGCCUAAACAGUUUUUGUUCGGCUGGAUAGAGGGGGCUAAAUGGAAGUGGCAUGGGCUAGAGAAGAGAUAGAAUGAUGUGUUAUGAGAAGAUGUGGAGCUGGGUGUACUUGCCAAUAACUUGCACCAGCAGUGGAGCGACGGUCACAAUAACAAGUGGAGUACCGGGUGGAUAAAACACAGCAAGUUGGCACAGUAGGGGGCACAGGUGGUGCAUCGGCCAGUCAUUUCAGUCAGUCAACCCAUGGUACUUGCUGGGUCUCGUCCCACGACCUCCUGCCAGUGGGCCUGCGACACUUCACGUGUGUUUAAAGCACACUUAGUCUGGCACAAGCGCAGUGGUCUCAUCACUGCCACUUAGUGGCGAAUGGCAGUUG
Molecule: messenger RNA, 2256 nt
Organism: Lethenteron reissneri (Far Eastern brook lamprey)
Lineage: Eukaryota; Metazoa; Chordata; Hyperoartia; Petromyzontiformes; Petromyzontidae
Product: protein lyl-1-like
Biological process (GO): regulation of transcription by RNA polymerase II
Molecular function (GO): protein dimerization activity; RNA polymerase II cis-regulatory region sequence-specific DNA binding; DNA-binding transcription factor activity, RNA polymerase II-specific
Source: RefSeq, a predicted model, not a curated record